AAACUCCGUCCGUCUUAUAACCUUCACAAAUUCUGCUCUCCCAAAGAAGGUGCUUCUUCAUACGCUUUGUAUUCGUUUCUCCCAACUGCAACCAACAAUUUUCUCUCUCUUCUUUCCUUCAAACCUAAUACGAAAACCCUAAUUUCCUCAAAUUCUCCGUUAGCUUCUUCGUUCUUCUCCUUUCAACUUUUAUUUUCAUCCCUUUUCACUUUCUCAUUGACGCAUAAAUUUCAUCAAUAACUCGCAACUAAGGACAAUUUUUCAAUUUACUCGGUUAUUCUUUCGAUAUUUUCCUCGCUUCGAAUUCUUCGCGUUUAUUAAGGUUGGGAUUUCAAUAUCUUGUUUUUUCCCUCUUUCUUCGUAUGUUUUGGUUGAUUAAUAAAUAAUUUGUUAGGGUUUCGAUUUUAUCGUUUGAUUGUUGAUUACGGCGGUUUUGAAAUUGGUUUAUCUGAAUUGUCGAGGGUUUUUAAGUGGUGGGUUGCUAUUGGAAGCAACACAUUUUAGUGGGGAAUCGUUGAAAUUUUGUUUGCUUUGCGGGAAACUGAUGAGGGUCUUUUAACUGUUGUUUCUUGUUCUCUAAAUCCAUCUUUUUGUUGUUUUUCGCGAAAGGUGGAGGAGCAGAAGAGUUGUGUUGAAUUAAUUCUGUUAUGCUUAUCUGUCGUUUCACUCUUGGCGUUUGGCGUUUCCGUUUGCACCUCCAUUGAUAUGCUUGAUGUGGGUUGACACGUUUCUUCGUUGUUGAUUUGUAAAAGAAACCUUAAUUUUGAAUGUACAGGGGAAGAAAAUAGCUGUUCACAUCAUAUUUAGAUAUAGUAUAAGGGGCGCUGCGUUGGAUAACCAAAUCGAGAUCACAUUCCGUUGAUUGUGAUAGAGUUGUUUUGUGGAAUUGUGGAACUGAGAUUUGAAAUUUUUGAUUGACUGGGUGAUAAAAAAACCGUGUCAAGAAGGAAAUUGGUUGGAGAUUGUUGUUACCAUAGGAGAGUUACUAGAGUUUUAUCGUGCGAGGUUCAUAUAGGGUAAUGAAUAGGAAAAGCACAUAAAAACAUUGGUUAAUAGUAGAAGUGAAUCUGUGAUUUUGUCGGUACGUACAUUAACAUGCUCAGAUCCUGUUAUGGAAAGAAGUGAGCCCAGUUUAGUUCCAGAAUGGCUGAGAAGCAGUGGAAGUGGCAGUUUGAGCCACAAUGUUUCGUCAUCUAAAACAGAUGGUCCAUUGUUGGCACUGCCAAAAAGAAAUAGGAUUUUGAAUAGCAGCUGUUACUCAGAGGCCCCUCAUUCCUCUGUUUUAGAGCGUAGUUCUUCUACUAAUUCUCGUAGGAGCACAAGCAGUAAUGGUUGUAGUAGGCAUGACAAGAACCCUCCAUACUCACGUUCCUAUAGUGGUUCAGCUAGGAAUCAACGUGUGAAAGAUAGAGAAAAGUUAAUUUCUGACAAUUGGGAUUCUGAAUAUUCUGAUACUUUGUCAAAUAUUAUUGGUGGGAGGACUGAGAAGGACACUUUAAGACGUUCUCAGUCCAUGAUCUCUAGGAAGCCAGAUGAGUUUCGCAGACCCUUCCCUGAUUCGAGAAAUAGGGGCCAUAACAUGAAUGGCAUAGGGAAUGGAGCUCUGUCUGUUGGUAGUUGUGCUUCUACAGGCACCCAGAAGGUGUCAUUUGAAAGAGAUUUUCCGCUGCUUGGAUCUGAUGAGAGACCUGCAACGCCUGAUAUUGCCAGAAUACCAUCACCUGGGCUGAGUAGGGGUGUCCAAGCUUUGUCCAUUGGGACCUCACAAUUGAUUGGUGGUGAAGGCUGGACCUCAGCUCUUGCUGAGGUGCCCAUAGUGGGCAACAUUGGGCCGUCCCCAAGCUUGCAGUCAACCCCUUUAGCUGCAGUUUCUACGUCUUCUACUACGACGUUAAGUGAGCCUAGUACACCAAAUGGUCUUAAUAUGGCGGAAGCAUUGGUGCAGGGUCCCGUGCGAUCUCAAAGCAUACCGCAGCAAUCUAUGCCGGCACAGAGGUUUGAGGAGUUGCCUUCAGUGGGAGUCAAGAAGCUGAUACCUAUGACCUCCUCAAUGCCUAAAAGCAAUGUGCUCAACCCAUCUGAUAAGCUAAAACCUAAGACAGCUACCAGAUACAAUGAAGGUGUAGCUGGUCCUAAGAAUGGACUGCAGCAAAUGCCAUUGUUACAGCCUGGGAGUCAAGCUGUUCGUGGUGGAAGUGGCAGAGCAGAAGGUUCAACUUCAUCUUCCUCGAAGCUCCAGUUGCUUAAACCUGGACGAGAAAAGGCUGUGUCUCCUGCUUUAAAGGAUGGUCAUUCUCAGGCCGUUAAGGUGACAAGUGUUGUUGCGAAUGGUCCUUCUACUGGUUCUCCAUCAGCUGCAUCUGCUCCAUUUAAGAAUCUGAAUAACUUGAAGCAGUCUAACAAUGAGCGCAAGUCACCUACUUAUAUUUUGAAUGGUGUGCAAGUGGCGGAUAAGCGGUUGUCCCAUGCUCAGCUACAGAGCCGGAAUGAUUUUUUUAACCUGGUCAGGAAGAAAUCUAUGAGCAGCUCAUCUGUUGCUGUUACCGAUUCUGGUGCAGGUGCUGUGCUAAAUUCAGGUGAAUCAAAGGAAAUGACCUCUGGCUCAGCGAGUCCCACCAAGAAUGGCAGUGAGGUGAACUGCAAUGGUGAUACUUGUAAGCUGGAUGAGAGCUUUUCAGACAAACGAGGGAGUGACUUGAGUCAUCAUGAGCUCAUCCAUCCAGAGGAAGAGUUGCAUUUUUUACGUGCUCUUGGUUGGGAGGAUGAUGGUGGAGAUGAUGAAGGCCUUACAGAGGAAGAGAUCAAUGCUUUUGUUCAAAAGUACGAGAAAUGGAGACCAGAAUCGAAGCUUCUUCAAGACUUGAAGUCAAAGUUAACAUCUGAUUCGAACUCUGCAGCAUAGUUCGACUGGUGCCUCUUCUGAACGGAGAACAGCUGAUUCUUCACUGAAGAUUCAAUUUUUGAUUUUACUAUACUGCUUCAGAAAAAUAGCGAAAGGUAGAUUUUUUUUUUUGGGUUUCCGCUUUACUUUUGUUUUUGAAUGAAAAAGCUGAUGAGGUGGUUAGACGGAAAUGAUAGAAAGUGAAUGGGGGUCUUGUAGUACUAAAACUGGAAGAACUUGGGUUGUGCCAUGCAAUAAUUUCUGGCGCUUCAUUCUCUGGAGGGUAUGAUGAUUAUAGGGUUUUCUUUUUUUUUCUAUGACAUGAAAUUCCUAGAAAAAAAUGUUCGGAAUGGUCACCUUAUGACGAAAAGAAUAUGCUAUUCAGAGCUUUUGGUUUUCAAAUUA
Messenger RNA from Amaranthus tricolor (Joseph's coat), 3286 nucleotides. RefSeq lists its product as uncharacterized. Lineage: Eukaryota; Viridiplantae; Streptophyta; Magnoliopsida; Caryophyllales; Amaranthaceae. Bases 1112 to 2902 code for a protein of 596 amino acids. The record is from RefSeq and is a predicted model, not a curated record. The transcript is spliced from 5 exons.